UGACAAAAUGGAACCCACCAGCAGUGUGAGGAGACCUGAAAGUGGCACAUGGCAGAGUGUGGCGAUGGAGACAGCAGCAAUGGGAGGGCGUACAGGGACCCAUGACACACUCUGGACCUGGCAGCAGCAUGAGGAGGCGGUACAGGGGCCCAUGACAGAUUACGGGCCUGGCAGCAGCAUGAGGAGUCGUACGGGGGCCCAGCACCCUAUCACAAAAUGGAACCCACCAACAGUGUAAGGAGACCUGAAAGUGGCACAUGGCAGAGUCUGGCGAUGAAGUCAGCAGCAAUGGAGGCCGUACAGGGACCCAUGACACACUCUGGACCUGGCAGCAGCAAGA
Messenger RNA from Staurois parvus, 340 nucleotides. The record is from the annotation of a GenBank genome assembly. NCBI's taxonomy places the organism in Eukaryota, Metazoa, Chordata, Amphibia, Anura, Ranidae.